AUGGGCAUCGAGAAAUUAAUGACGAAUGAUAAAUUUAAAGACACAGUAGAACAAGUCUUGCGACAAUUGAGUCAAUGCAUGGAUGAUUAUUAUGAUGACAACAUAAUUCGACAAGAUUCGUUAUUAUUAACAUAUUUUCAUCAAUUGGCUAAUUUCAGUGUGAUUCCUUCGGUCGAUAACACGAAGAAGAUUUCAAGAGAACCUUCAUUGGAACCAUCCACAGCAUCUCUUACAGCAAGUUUAGAUCCGACUGAUUGGAAAUCAGCACGUGCUGAAGCUCAUAAGAUGCUUGAUAUUUCGUUGGAUUUCAUCGAAAAGGCUCGUGAUCGACCCGCUUGGAUACCCUUGCCAAAUGAAGCGCGACAUCGAAUUAUGUCCGAAGUUCUGCCUGAACAUGGAAAACCAAUGACUGAUGUUUGUCAAGAUAUAAUUGAUGAUGUUUUACCUUAUUCUGGUGGUAAUGCGCAUCCUCGAUUCUGGGGAUGGGUUCAUGGAUCUGGUACAGUAGGAGGUGUUAUUGCUGAAAUGAUGACAGCAGCAAUGAAUUCAAAUGUAGGUCUUUGUAGUCAUAGUGGAGUACUUAUUGAACGACAAGUGAUUGAUUGGAUGAAACAAUUAUUUCAAUUUCCAGAAACAACGGCUGGCGGUGUCAUCGUUAGUGGAACAUCAAUGGCAGCCGUUGUUUGUUUAUCUGUAGCACGUUAUCAUGCUCUAAACAAAGUACGACAAGAUGGUUUAGUUACAUUAGGUGUUCGAUUAGUCGCUUAUGCUUCAACACAAACACAUGUAUGUGUAGCCAAAGCUCUUGAAUUAUUAGGAUUGGGUGUUCAAGCACUCAGAUUAAUACCUACUGACGAAGAAUAUCGUAUAAAUAUUGAAGAACUCAAAAUAAUGAUUGAAGAGGAUCGUCAACAAGGGUUCGUACCAUUUUGUAUCAUCGGAAAUGCAGGCACUGUGAGUACCGGUGCUUUCGACGAUUUAUCUGCUUUGUCGGUUGUAGCUCGAGAGAACAACAUUUGGUUUCACGUUGAUGGAGCAUUCGGAAGUUUUGUGGUUCUCGAUCCAAGUCGACGACAUUUGAUUGAUGGACUAUCGAAAGCUGAUUCGUUGGCAUUCGAUUUUCAUAAAUGGUUACACGCACCUUAUGCAGCUGGAUGCGUUCUCUUACGUACCAAACGAGGUUUUGCUGGUGAUACUCCUUGGUUUUGUGACAUGGGUAUUGAACUUUCACGACCAUGUAGAGCUCUCAAAGUUUGGUUUACUAUUAAGGAACAUGGAAUAAUAAGACUGGGUCAGUCAAUUGCAGCCAAUUGUGAUCAAGCUCAAUAUUUAGCCAACUUAUUGUCUAAGUAUGAUUUUAUCCAAGUAUUUACUCCUGUCUCACUUAACAUUGUCAAUUUUCGAGUGAAACCUGAUGAAUUGAAGAACAGUGAUCCAGAAGCUGUCGAUAUAUUGAAUGAUGAACUCGUCAAUGAUUUACAAGAAAAAGGUAUUGCUGUUCCAUCAACAACACGACUCAAAGAUCGUCUUCAUAUUCGAGUCUGUAUUACCAAUCAUCGUAGUACCUUAACGGAUUUUGACUUUUUUGUAAAUGCUCUCAUUGAUUUAUGCCGAUCUAGAAUUGCUUUGAUGAAUAAAUAA
Molecule: messenger RNA, 1641 nt
Organism: Rotaria sp. Silwood1
Lineage: Eukaryota; Metazoa; Rotifera; Eurotatoria; Philodinida; Philodinidae
Source: the annotation of a GenBank genome assembly